AUGGAUACAGGAGGAACACAAAUAAAUUGGAAUGAAAUAAUGACGCAGCCUUAUGAAUUUGCAGUAGAAUGCCUGCAAAUAAACUAUUAUGGCGCAAAAAGAAUGAUUGAAACAUUUAUUCCCCUCCUACAGUUAUCUGAUUCGCCAAGGAUUGUAAAUGUUUCCUCCGGCAUUGGGAAGUUGAAGAAUAUGUCGAAUGAAUGGGCUAAAGGAAUAUUAAGUGAUGCUGAAAGCCUUACAGAAGAGAAAGUGGAUGANUCCAAACAUGUGAAUAAUGCUGGGAUUUUUGGAGCUAUAACAGAUGGUGAUGGUAUAAAAGCUGCAGUGACCGGUGUUAGUAGGAUAAGCAAAGCGAUCCAUCUCACAAAUCCUAGUUAUUUUCUUCUCCUUUUUGCAUUUGUUGGUCAGAGUCGAGGAACACAAAUAAAUUGGAAUGAAAUAAUGACGCAGCCUUAUGAAUUUGCAGUAGAAUGCCUGCAAAUAAACUAUUAUGGCGCAAAAAGAAUGAUUGAAACAUUUAUUCCCCUCCUACAGUUAUCUGAUUCGCCAAGGAUUGUAAAUGUUUCCUCCGGCAUUGGGAAGUUGAAGAAUAUGUCGAAUGAAUGGGCUAAAGGAAUAUUAAGUGAUGCUGAAAGCCUUACAGAAGAGAAAGUGGAUGAGGUACUGAAUGAGUUUCUAAAAGACUUCAAAGAGGGUUCCUUACAAGCCAAAAGUUGGCCUUCUUUUGGAUCAGCAUAUACAGUCUCAAAAGCAGCCAUGAACGCUUACACGAGGAUUCUAGCAAAGAAGUACCCUACUUUCUGCAUCAAUUGUGUCUGUCCUGGCUAUGUCAAAACAGAUAUAAACUUCAAUACUGGUAUACUAUCUGUAGAAGAAGGCGCGGCAAGUCCGGUGAGGCUAGCUCUGCUGCCUGAUGGGGGGCCUUCUGGGAUGUUCUUUGUUCGGAAUGAAGUGAAUAAUGCUGGGAUUUUUGGAGCUAUAACAGAUGGUGAUGGUAUAAAAGCUGCAGUGACCGGUGUUAGUAGGGUGAAUAAUGCUGGGAUUUUUGGAGCUAUAACAGAUGGUGAUGGUAUAAAAGCUGCAGUGACCGGUGUUAGUAGGACAGGAGGAACACAAAUAAAUUGGAAUGAAAUAAUGACGCAGCCUUAUGAAUUUGCAGUAGAAUGCCUGCAAAUAAACUAUUAUGGCGCAAAAAGAAUGAUUGAAACAUUUAUUCCCCUCCUACAGUUAUCUGAUUCGCCAAGGAUUGUAAAUGUUUCCUCCGGCAUUGGGAAGUUGAAGAAUAUGUCGAAUGAAUGGGCUAAAGGAAUAUUAAGUGAUGCUGAAAGCCUUACAGAAGAGAAAGUGGAUGAGGUACUGAAUGAGUUUCUAAAAGACUUCAAAGAGGGUUCCUUACAAGCCAAAAGUUGGCCUUCUUUUGGAUCAGCAUAUACAGUCUCAAAAGCAGCCAUGAACGCUUACACGAGGAUUCUAGCAAAGAAGUACCCUACUUUCUGCAUCAAUUGUGUCUGUCCUGGCUAUGUCAAAACAGAUAUAAACUUCAAUACUGGUAUACUAUCUGUAGAAGAAGGCGCGGCAAGUCCGGUGAGGCUAGCUCUGCUGCCUGAUGGGGGGCCUUCUGGGAUGUUCUUUGUUCGGAAUGAAGUAUCUACAUUUGAAGGAAAUUGA
Molecule: messenger RNA, 1668 nt
Organism: Ilex paraguariensis (yerba mate)
Lineage: Eukaryota; Viridiplantae; Streptophyta; Magnoliopsida; Aquifoliales; Aquifoliaceae
Source: the annotation of a GenBank genome assembly